This is a messenger RNA of Pyrus x bretschneideri (Chinese white pear), 444 nucleotides long. Its product is annotated as loricrin-like. The transcript has 2 exons. NCBI's taxonomy places the organism in Eukaryota, Viridiplantae, Streptophyta, Magnoliopsida, Rosales, Rosaceae. Bases 1 to 444 code for a protein of 147 amino acids. The record is from RefSeq and is a predicted model, not a curated record.
AUGACAAAUGGACAUAGUAGUAGAAAUGAGGGUGACGACAACAGUGGUGGUAAUGGUGGUGGUGGUGCAAUGGUUGUGCUAAUAGUGGGAUGUAUUGAUUGGGGUGGAGAGGUCACAAUGGUGGUAAGGCAGUGUGUUAGCAGUUAUGGCGGUGGUGGCGGCAAUGAUGGUGAUGGUGGUAGUUGUGGUUGUGGUGGCAGUAAUGACGGUUGCGGUAAUGGUGGUGGUGCUGACGAUGGUCGUAACAAUGGUGGUAGUGUUGGUGGUGGUAAUGGUGGCAGUGACAGUAAUGAUGAUGGUGACAAUGGUAGUAGUGGUGACAAUGAUGGAGGUUGUGGUUAUGUCAGUGGUGGUGGUGGCAAAAAUGGUGGUUGUAAUGGCAGUGAUGGCGUAAAGGUAGUAUUUGUAGUGGUAGGUGGUAGCGUUUACUUUACUAAGGGAUAA